AACUAUAAGCAAUGGCUGCAAAUGGAAGAAUCUUUAGAGGUGCCCAUGAAGCAAACAAGUCAAGUUAUAGGACAUGAUGAAUCUGCAGAGCUCACCUCUGAGGCAUGGCAGCACAAGGAGAUAUCAAUGGGGCUAAGAAAGUCAAAGAAUCAAAGUAUGAAAUCUCCAGGGACAACCCCAGGACCAUUGGAUCAAACUGUAGAAUUUAUAAGGAUUAGUCCAGAACCACUGGAUCAAGUCACAGAAUCUGCAAGGACACAGCUUCACGUUGCUCAGUCUGAAGAGGUAACCCUUGUAGAUGUCCCAAAAGUUGUUCAAUCUGAUAAAGUGGCCCCUGGACCACCAUUUCAAGUUGUAAAGUCUAUGACAAUACCAAGGCUAACCCCUCAAGUGGUAGAAUAUAUUGAGGUGACUCCAAAACUGCAGGAUGUGAGACCUUCAGAGAUCCCCUCAGGGCCAUGGUUACAAGAUGUGAAAUCUAAGAAAUUAAUCACAAAACCAAAACACCAGAUUGUGGAAACAAUGGAGUUGACAGGGUUUCAAAUUGUAAAAACUAUGUUAAUCCCAGGGCCACCCCUUCAAAUUGUAAAAUCUGAGGAAUUAGCACCAAGACCAAUUCCUCAGGCUGUAGAACUAAUAGGAGUAGCCCUAGAAUCAGAAAUAGAAGCAAUAAAUUGUGUGAAUUUACUUCCAAGUCCACAUCUUCAAGAACUGAUAGUACCUGUAGAAUCAACUCUAAGGCCACAUAUUCAAGCGAAAUCUGAAGAAUUAACCUCACAACAAACAUCUCCAUUUAAGGAACAUACAAUAUUGACUCAUCAACAAGGACUUCAGGCUGUGAAAUCUACAGUGACAAAAACAGAGCCUCCUAAAGUUAUGAAAUCUGAGGAUUUGAAUCUAGGACAGGUGUGUCAGAAUAGGGACUGUGGGAAGUUAACAUCAGACAAGUUACAAGUGGGGACUGACUUCUCUAGGUUCCUACAUAGCUCUUCAACCUCACUUAUUUCAAGCUCUAUCAAAACAGCAUCUGAAUUAGGACUUUGGGAUUCUGGGAUAGAGAAAGUAUCCAGAGCUUUGGAUGUAAAAAACCUUGGGACAGAUAUUUUGCAGCAUGAAGAGACAUAUCUAGACCCUACUAUGAUGCAAUCUUUAACUCUUCCCUUGGCCCUUCAUAAUCAAAGCUCUGAUAAGACAACUAACAUUGUGGAAAACCCAUGCCCUGAGAUUCCAGGAGUAGAUGCC
This is a messenger RNA of Sapajus apella (tufted capuchin), 1242 nucleotides long. RefSeq lists its product as uncharacterized. The record is from RefSeq and is a predicted model, not a curated record. The transcript has a single exon. NCBI's taxonomy places the organism in Eukaryota, Metazoa, Chordata, Mammalia, Primates, Cebidae. The annotation marks the transcript as partial.